This is a messenger RNA of Lontra canadensis (Northern American river otter), 2783 nucleotides long. RefSeq names its product CBFA2/RUNX1 partner transcriptional co-repressor 2 (gene CBFA2T2). Gene Ontology annotation, biological process: DNA-templated transcription; negative regulation of DNA-templated transcription. The transcript has 11 exons. The record is from RefSeq and is a predicted model, not a curated record. NCBI's taxonomy places the organism in Eukaryota, Metazoa, Chordata, Mammalia, Carnivora, Mustelidae. Bases 439 to 2166 code for a protein of 575 amino acids. Gene Ontology annotation, cellular component: nucleus. Gene Ontology annotation, molecular function: transcription corepressor activity.
GAGCCACUGGGAGGUGUGUUCUUAGUGACAUCAGCUGGCAAAGAGCCCUAGUAACAGGGAGGCUUGGAAGGGUAGUGGAGGGAGAGGAAGCAGUAGGGAGGAAGAAAAAGAGAGAGACAGAGAGACUGACUGUAUCUGGGGAUUCUGGCAAGGUGAAGAGCUGGUCUGUUUGGCAGGACCUUCCCAUCUGGGAUCCAUCUGUGUUUCCCUGGAAUGGGACAGGCAGCUCUAGUCAGUGAGAAAUCGCAGAUGUGAGAGAGCUGACACAUGUCCAGCUAAUGAAAGAAGGAGGAAGGCUGGUCUCAGAUUGGGCUUUGAAGAUUAGGAGGAGGAAAAGAGGAGCCUUUUUAUAUUUAUUUUGAAUAAAUUUGGUAUAUUAAGUAUCUGGAUUGUUAUAAUCUGGGCAUUUGAGUUGGUCCUGAGAAAAGAGUGCCAGCAAUGCCUGGAUCUCCUGUGGAAGUGAAGAUACAGUCAAGAUCCUCACCUCCCACCAUGCCACCCCUGCCACCAGUAAAUCCUGGAGGACCCAGGCCAGUGUCAUUUACUCCUACAGCAUUAAGCAAUGGCAUCAACCAUUCUCCUCCUACCCUGAAUGGUGCCCCAUCACCACCGCAGAGAUUCAGCAAUGGUCCUGCCUCUUCCACAUCAUCUGCACUAACAAAUCAACAAUUGCCAGCCACUUGUGGUGCUCGGCAGCUCAGCAAAUUGAAACGCUUCCUUACCACUCUGCAACAGUUUGGCAAUGACAUCUCGCCUGAGAUUGGGGAGAAGGUGCGGACUCUUGUUCUAGCACUGGUGAAUUCAACAGUAACAAUUGAAGAAUUCCAUUGCAAGCUCCAAGAGGCGACAAACUUCCCUCUUCGUCCUUUUGUGAUUCCAUUCCUCAAGGCCAAUCUGCCCCUGCUGCAGCGGGAACUGCUGCACUGCGCCCGAGCCGCCAAGCAGACCCCAUCCCAGUACCUGGCUCAGCAUGAACACCUUCUGCUCAACACAAGUAUUGCGUCGCCUGCUGAUUCUUCUGAGCUGCUCAUGGAAGUGCAUGGAAACGGAAAGAGGCCCAGUCCAGAAAGGAGGGAAGAGAACAGUUUUGAAAGAGACACAAUUCCUCCCGAGCCUCCCACCAAGAGAGUAUGCACCAUCAGCCCUGCUCCCCGGCACAGUCCUGCCCUCCCUGUGCCCCUCAUGAAUCCUGGGGGCCAGUUCCAUCCUACUCCUCCACCUCUCCAGCACUACACCUUAGAAGAUAUUGCAACUUCACACCUGUAUCGUGAGCCCAACAAGAUGUUAGAACACCGUGAAGUUCGUGAGAGACACCACAGUCUUAGUCUAAAUGGAGGCUAUCAAGAUGAGUUGGUAGACCACCGUUUGACAGAAAGAGAAUGGGCUGAUGAAUGGAAACAUCUGGAUCAUGCUCUGAAUUGCAUUAUGGAAAUGGUAGAGAAGACAAGGCGCUCCAUGGCCGUUCUACGGCGCUGUCAGGAAUCUGAUCGCGAAGAACUCAACUACUGGAAAAGACGGUGUAACGAAAACACAGAGAUGAGGAAGACAGGGAGCGAGUUGGUCUCCAGGCAGCACAGUCCUGGGAGCGCAGAUUCUCUCAGCAAUGAUUCGCAGCGGGAAUUCAACAGUAGGCCAGGAACAGGAUACGUACCUGUGGAGUUUUGGAAAAAAACUGAAGAAGCUGUGAAUAAGGUGAAAAUUCAGGCCAUGUCAGAAGUACAAAAAGCCGUUGCUGAGGCAGAGCAAAAAGCCUUUGAAGUGAUUGCAACGGAGAGAGCUCGGAUGGAGCAAACCAUAGCGGACGUCAAACGACAGGCUGCAGAAGAUGCCUUCCUCGUCAUAAAUGAGCAGGAAGAGUCAACAGAGAACUGCUGGAACUGUGGCCGCAAAGCCAGUGAGACCUGCAGUGGCUGCAACAUCGCACGCUACUGCGGCUCUUUCUGCCAGCACAAGGACUGGGAGCGGCACCACCGCCUCUGUGGCCAGAACCUGCACGGCCAGAGUCCCCACAGCCAGGGCCGGCCACUGCUUCCUGGAGGGAGGGGCUCGUCAGCCCGGUCCGCCGACUGCAGUGUGCCCAGCCCGGCUCUGGACAAGACCUCGGCCACCACCUCCCGCUCCUCAACGCCUGCCUCUGUGACAGCCAUCGACACCAACGGACUCUGAGCCCAGACUUCCUCCCUCUGAUGACCUCACAGCGCAGCAGUACAUGGCACAGGGGUCCUGGCCGUUUGAACCAGUGCAAUUAGCUGUCGGGUCAUCAGCAAAAAGUGAAGUGGAGGCAGGAAGAGUGCAAGCCCAGCAGACACUGCUCCACGGCCUCUCCAGACACUUAACCCCAGUUUCCUGUCUGCGUCCUCGGGGAAGCUAGCGUGCUGUUAUCUCUGCACACGGGCAGCUGGCCAGAGCUGCUCCCUCCUUCCUGGGCUUCCGGGUUGGUUCCUGUCCCAGCUGAAACUGGCAUGGCCGACCCCUUUUCAGCAUAGACCACCAGCUCCCUUGCCUGCCUCUUGAGGCAGCAGAGACUGUCAAAUGUGCCCCACCAGGCUGGAGGCAGCUCGCCCCAUGCACUGCCUCCCUGCCCACCACCCUGCAGCAGAGGCCUGGAGGCUGAUAGCAGGCGGCGGAGGAGAUCCCCUCUGUCGGGGUAGUUCCUUUAGCCCCAUUUCCACCCUCAGCAGAUGCCACUGAUGAGCCCCACUAGGACUUGGGCCAGCAAAAGCAGCACUCAGGACUCUCCUCGACCCUGCUGUUCAGACUUGUUAAGAUGAUCAGAAAUCACA